This is a messenger RNA of Austrofundulus limnaeus, 510 nucleotides long. RefSeq names its product ADP-ribosylation factor-like protein 6-interacting protein 4. Lineage: Eukaryota; Metazoa; Chordata; Actinopteri; Cyprinodontiformes; Rivulidae. The record is from RefSeq and is a predicted model, not a curated record.
CCAGUUCAUCGAGACGGGCGCCCAGCAGGUCGACGACGACUGCAAUGAUUUUCCCGAACGAUUCGUCUACGACGACGACCACGAUCUAGAUCGACACGUGAUGGGCGAAAACCUCGCAAACACUCGUUACAUCGACGAACACGAAACCCAAGAUGAGUACGACCCGACUGAUGAAUUCGUCGACGAUGAACCCCUCGACGAUCGAUAUAGCCACGAUAGCGAUUGUGACGAUAUGUUAUUGCCAAGUUCAUCGUUGAAUUCAGCGGCGACAACAAGCAAGGGAAAAAAACUGAAACGUAUCAGAGCCGUGUAUACGACAUCGGACGAAGACGACGACGAGGCGUCUACAUCAAGACGUGGCGGUCAUCAAGUUUCCGGAAGUGAUGAUUCCCCAACAAAGAAGCGACAGAAAAAUACUGAUACGCCCACAAAAAAGCGGCAUAAAAGAGGAGAUCAUAAAGAUCGAAAGGAUAAGAAGGAUCGAAAGAGAAAAGACAAGAAGAUAAAAAC